AUGUUGAAACGCUCUUUGAAAUCGGUAGUGAGGUCAACGGGACGACAUGUUAGUGGUUCUAGGGCCCGGAUAAGGCCAGAUGUAGCCAAGUUCCGUCCAAAAAACGAUGAUUUACGGGCUAAUGAUGGUAAAGAAAUCAACAUCAAAGCAGAAUCUCAAGAAAAGGUUUUACGAGAUUUGAAAAAACUUGGAUUUCAGACGAUAAAUAUCAAGGACAGUGCAGAAAACGCGUUUUUGGAUUAUUUGGAAGAGUCAAAAUCCCCUUUCAAGAAAAGUGCCAAGAAUUUAAACAAGUUGAAGUCAGAAUUGAACAAUUCAGAUGAGAACGCAAAGGACAGAAUUGCAGCUGUGUUUGAUUUCCUCUUGAAAGAAAUGGAGGGCGAGGUUCGACGGUUCAGUUCUAUGACGCCAGAACAAGUCGAGAGGAUUUCUUUUAAAACUAGCGGUCGUGACGGAAUAGAUUCUGAAAACGAUUUGGAAAAAGCGCUCACUAGCGACAUAAUGGCAGCAUAUACGUCGCAAGAGAAAUACUCUCUACUCACGUACACGGAAAACGUUUUUCGAAUUUUGGCCGAUCUCAACUCACGUAACGCUGCGGCAACUGACGUCGUAAGCAUAGAGCAAUUGGUCCAGGUUUUCGAGCUUUCUAAGCUUCUCCCAAUUUCUGAUUAUCGCUUGCGGGGGAUUUUUCUGUCAGGUCAUUUGCUUUAUUCUCUUAAAACGUUGAGAAUGGACCCUGUGAACGAAUCCUUCUACAUUGACGCUCUCGUUUAUUAUGGUAUCUACAAAGAGGCGCUAAGUCUUUUCCAAACCAAUUGCCCAAGGGUGCAUCAGCGUUGGUGGUUUGAAAUGGGUAUGAUGGUCCAUUUGCGAGCUAAUCACCUGCAGCAGUUUGAUAGACUUUUUGAACUCACGGAAAGGCAGUUUGGCUCCGAUUACAUCAGUCCUAAGGUUCUACGUCUUGGAAUUAGGAGAAAACUAUAUGUGAGAGACUACUCUGGAGCAGAAAAGCUGACGCAACUUUUUAUCAAAAUUGUUCGACUUUGCGGCAUUACCAAUGAAGAUCAAGACGCGAUGCAAGCAUCGAGAAGCAGGGAUUUCGAAAAUGAAGAAGAUGCAAAUGCUUUUUUAAAUGAGAAGAACCCACCAUCUUUCAAUGAUUUUAUUGCCAUUAUACAAUACCAUUUGCAUCGUAAAAGGAUAGAUAGUGGAUUGAAACUUCUGGCUCAACUUAUCGAAAUGCCAGGUUUCCAGAAUGAAGCCCAAGUGUCUCUCGUUAUGAAGCUGAAACUCUUUCUAUUGAGAGAUUUCGAAAUCUUUAAACAGGAAAUCAAACCUCAUAUGUCUAAAAGCGACUGUGACGUUCACCUAGCUAAGCUGAAGGAACAUUUUGAUGCUUUGGUGAAUGAUAAAAAUGCUGCAGCGGUCAAAAAUAAUUUCAAUCACUUACUUUUUGACAGCGUGGUUUCCCUUUCAUCUAAUCCUACUUUGGUUAAUACUGUCGAAGAAUUCAUAACUAGGACUUGGUUCUCACCUCUUACCGAACCCGACAAAUCGAAAAAGCUUCGUGGCAUUUUAGAUGUUUUGCUCCGACAAGGAAAGGAAGAGAAAGCGCUUAAGAUCCUUGAGCAUAUGGAACAAGCGACUUCACGGAGUAAUGGCUCUUCAAGCCAACAAGCAAAUGCGCAUCAUUACGCAGUAUUUUUCAACUAUUAUGCGGACCUUACGAAGGAUAGAAAGGGCAAAGCUUUAGAAGAAUUGUUCGGCAAAGUCAAGUCUUUAUUGGACCGCAUGCAUGCGUUUGAUAUUUUCUACAAUGCUGUUUUCCUAACGUCGCUUCUCAGGUUUUAUCGCACCGUUUAUGACUUUAACAAUUGCUCAGCAAUUGUAAAUCCGCUUAUAGACUCGAAACUAGCCAAAUUUGAAUUGCCGCACGUUGACAAGGGCUUGAAAUCGUUUUUCGAGAGACGCAAUAUUAAUUUAGCGCUGUACAAGGAAAUUUGGCGCUGCUUGCAUGCGUAUCAUAUAGUAUUCGGAGACAGAUUUGGUAUUGAAGGAAAUAGCUCAAACGCCGCCGGUUGGCGUUACAGAAUAAAUGACAUCAGGAAUGCUACUCAGGUUCAUCCGAGCUUCACUGUCAGAUUUUUGUUCAAAUGCAUGGUGGAAGAAGACAAUAUAUUGCCGGACAUGGGAUUUUACCAUUUGAUUAUAAAAACGAUAAUAGCCAGUCGAGACUGGGCAUUUUUGCCCGCUAUUCUCAAAUACAUGAGCCAAGUUCACGGAGUGUCAAGCAAUGCUAAACUGAUGAGGUAUAUCGAUUUGGGUUUGAAGCGCGAGUAUAUCGCUUUGGAGCGUGACAGACUCGAGCAAAACUUGGUCGUCCGAGGCAAUGACCCAAAAUACAGUUUGGCGAAUCGGGCAAGAAGGCAUAUCGAGGCCAAGAUAAAGGAAGGGACCAUACUACAGGAAACGGCGGCUGGAGACGUCAGUAUCAACGAUCGUAUCAUUAAAAAUAUCCUGCAGUAUCUAAAUUCCUUGGAGGCGGGCAAAAGUGACGUUAAAGAGUCAGAGACCUACUUGGGUUUAUAA
Molecule: messenger RNA, 2589 nt
Organism: Lachancea mirantina
Lineage: Eukaryota; Fungi; Ascomycota; Saccharomycetes; Saccharomycetales; Saccharomycetaceae
Source: the annotation of a GenBank genome assembly